CCGGAAGUAGUAAGAUUAUACAUGGAUAGCAGGGAACCUGGAAUGCCAAUCUCCAAGUAACAUUCUAACUGAUCAAUGAAGUCUUUGAUCAGCAAUGGCUGUUGUGUCGUGGAAGGAGAUCUUGCUUUUGACUGGACUGGUGGUGGGUUGUUACUGGAACAGCCUGUCCUGUGGCUUUGUGUUUGACGAUGUCUCAGCCAUCCUCGACAACAAGGAUCUGCGCCCCUCUACCCCUCUCUGCAACCUUUUCCUCAAUGACUUUUGGGGGACUCCCAUGGCUGAGGAGAGGAGCCAUAAAUCGUACAGACCCCUGACGGUACUCACUUUCCGGCUGAACUACAUCUUCAGUGAGCUGAGGGCCUCGUCCUACCACCUACUCAAUGUUGUUCUGCACGCCGUGGUGUGUGUGCUGUUCCUGCGUGUCUGCCGCCUUUUCCUGGAUAUGACCUCCAGCCUGGUGGCGGCGCUGCUGUUUGCAGUGCACCCCAUCCACACUGAGGCGAUUACAGGCGUGGUCGGCAGGGCAGAGCUUCUGUCUUCAAUCUUCUUGUUGGCUGCUUUCUUGGCCUACACCAGGUCCAAAGGUGCAGACCAUUCAAUUGUUUGGACCCCUAUUGCUCUGACUGUGGUCCUGGUGGCUGCAGCCACACUUUGUAAAGAGCAGGGUAUCACUGUUAUUGGCAUCUGCUGUGUCCACGAGGUGUUUGUUGCACAAGGGUUCACUCUGCCCAUACUUGUAGACACUCUACUACAGGUACUUCGGGGGAAAGAUGGUUUCCCCUAUGCAGUCCUGCAGACACUCCUCAAGCUUAUCAUUCUCAUUAUCAGCACUUUACUGUUGGUUAUCAUCCGUGUCCAGGUCAUCCAAUCACAGCUCCCUGUUUUUACCAGGUUUGAUAACCCUGCAGCCGUCAGUCCAGCGCCUACCAGGCAGCUAACCUUCAACUACUUGCUGCCCGUCAAUGCAUGGUUGUUGCUCAAUCCCUCUGAGCUCUGCUGUGACUGGACCAUGGGCACCAUCCCACUGGUGGAGUCACCCCUGGACCUGCGUAACUUGGCCACCCUGGCGUUCUACAGCCUCCUGGGUGUGCUGGCCUACCACAGCCUGCGUCACAGCCACAGCUCCUCCAAGACGGUCAUCAUGGCCCUUUCUUUGAUUGUGCUUCCUUUCAUCCCUGCAUCCAACCUCUUCUUCCCUGUGGGAUUUGUGGUGGCAGAGAGGGUACUGUAUGUUCCCAGCAUGGGAUUCUGUGUGCUUGUGGCACAUGGAUUUAGGAUUGUCUCCAAUAAAGGAUACAUGAAGAGGUUUUCGUGGUUGAUGAUAGGCGUGCUUCUCGCAACGCAUGCGGUCAAAACAUUCAACAGAAACUGGGACUGGGAGACUGAGUACACGCUGUUUACAUCAGCACUCAAAGUCAACAAGAAUAAUGCCAAGUUAUGGAACAAUGUUGGCCAUGCUCUGGAGAAUCAAAACAGUUAUGAAAAAGCCUUGAGAUAUUUCCUUCAGGCUACUCGGGUCCAGCCAGAUGACAUUGGGGCACAUAUGAAUGUAGGAAGGACAUACAAGAACCUAAACAAAUCAAAAGAGGCUGAAGACGCCUAUCUUGUUGCCAAAUCCCUCAUGCCACAGAUUAUUCCAGGAAAGAAGUAUGCCACACGGGUUGCGCCCAACCACCUGAACGUAUACAUCAACCUGGCCAAUCUGAUCCGGACUAAUGACUCACGCCUGGAAGAGGCUGACCAACUCUAUCGACAGGCCAUCAGCAUGAGGCCUGACUUUAAACAAGCCUACAUCAGCAGAGGGGAGUUGCUUCUGAAGAUGAACAAGCCUACGGAGGCGAGGGAGGCCUACCUCAGAGCCCUGGAGCUGGACCGCACUAACGCCGACCUGUGGUACAACUUGGCUAUCGUCAACAUUGAGAUGAAGGAACCAUCGGAGGCACUGAAGAACUUCAACCACGCGCUAGAGCUUAACUCUCGUCACAAGCUGGCCCUAUUCAACUCUGCCUUGCUCAUGCAAGAGUCUGGUGAGCCCAGGCUGCGUCCGGAGGCCAACCGACGUUUCCUCAUGUACGUGGAAGAGGAACCCGACGACGCCAACGGCUACUUCAACCUGGGCAUGCUCGCCAUGGACGCCAACGAGAACGCGGCGGCCGAGCGCUGGAUGCGCAAGGCCAUACGGCUGCAAACGGGAUUCCGCAGCGCGCUCUUCAACCUGGCGCUGCUGUACUCGCAGGCCAAGCGGGAGCUGGAGGCGCUGCCUGUGCUCGACGAGCUACUGCGUCACCACCCGGAGCACGUCAAAGGCCUGAUCCUCAAGGGAGACAUCCUGAUGAACCACAAGAAAGACACCGGGGGCGCCAAGGCGUGCUUCGAGCACAUCCUGCGCAUGGACCCCACCAAUGUUCAAGGCAAGCACAAUCUGUGCGUGGUCUUCUUCGAGGAGCGCGACCUGGCCCGCGCCGAGCGCUGCCUGGAGGAGACUCUCGCCAUGGCGCCUCACGAGGAGUAUGUGCGCCGCCACCUGAGCAUCGUGCGCAACAAGAUGGCGGCUCUGAGCGCAGCGGGGCAUCCACUCAGCCCCGCAGAGGGCGCCACCGUACCAGCAAAGGAAGAGCUGGAGGCCCGACAAAAGGUGGAGCAGGAAGGGGACAAGGAAGGGAGGGGAACCACUGACGCUAGGGAGGGGGCCGUGAAUGAGAAGAAUGUACGGAAAUCCGCUUCUGUGGGGACCCUCAGAGAUGCAGGAGAGGAUAAAUCAGAACACCUGGAGGGCAGCCAGGGAGACAAGCGGACUAAGAGUAAAUCCACAAAGGAGAUUAAGGACAUAGAAAAGAAAAGGGCGGCAGCCCUAAAGAGACUGGAAGAGAUUGAGCGCAUAUUGAGCGGUGAUUAACCCCAUUUAACCUGAGACUGCUUUUUUUAUAGAGCUAUUCACAGCUCCAGAAUGAGAUUUAGUUGUCAAGAACAAACCCCAUUUCAUGCAUGCUUUUUAUUCUUUUGUUUUUGUUUUGCUGAUGUGUGAAUAGAUUGAUGCCAUACUAACAAACAGUUUGAACUCUAAUCACCAAAAUUAAAGGGAAAUUUGUUUUGGAAACUGGUUUGUUUACUCUAAGCCGCUUAAGGGGUGAACCACGAGUAAUCUAUUUAAUGCUUAUAAUAUCACAGUCAAGGAUGCAAAGAUGCGAGUGCUGAAUGUUUGCAUUUGUAGUUAUUUAUACUUAUGGCAGAUGGAUGCCCUUCUUGUGUAUCACUGGAUUUAUUAUAAUUUUCCAAAUGUGCUUUAUUAGUUUUCUUCUGUGUGUGUGUUUGUUUUUAUUGAAUGAUUGUAUUCCAAACAAUUAAAGGAAAUGACGUUUACUCUAGCCCCACUUCAGACAGGAUGGUCUGUGUUACGUACGUGCAUGAAAAUAACUUGCACCACCUCACUGAAGUUGUUGCUCUGUCACAUUACAGCAGGCUCCUAGACCCUCAGUGUGAACGCCGAGCUUCUGUUUUCUAUUUCUACUGCCUGAUGUCAUCUGCGUUUCCUCCUCUCUCUGUGGUGUGGGUGCACAGACUCCUCGUUUGAUUAAGAUAACUUACACCUCAUCCGUCAAAGCCCCAUACAUCCAACCAUGCCCCCAGCACACCGGCAGUGCUUUUCCUCAGACGUGCGUUUCUUCUGGCUCACUGCUGAUGGCACGUUGGUCUCAGCAUUUCAGUUCUAGUCUGUGCCUGUUCUGUAUGGGGACUGUGACACAUGCAAAACCCACUCUCUACUCCCAUUGCACCCCCCACCCUACCACCAUGUCCCUCCCCCAGGCUGUGUCAUGGGGUUCAUCUCAUCUACCAAGGCUCCUUCUGCUCACUGGCUGAUUUCACAGCACAGUUGCACUGAAGAUACUUCCUCUUCUCAGCUUGUUGAGCUUCCACGCACUUGGAUUUUUAAGAUGCACAGAAAACACCCAGCUAACACACACACACACACACACAGAGAAUGUAGACAGAUACUCCAAAAAAAGUGUACUCUUUAUUUAAAUAUUUCUUUCUUGGGAACACUGUUUUUUCCUGACAUUGUUACAAACCUCACACCGAUUCAUUUGUUCUCUUUCAAUGUCUGUAGCAGGGUUUGUUACACAAUAAUCACUGAGGCGAAUGCGCUAGCAAUUGUCUGUCUGUUUUGCCAGUCUGUUAAUGCUACACUGCAGUGUCAUAUUAUUCCACUUUCAUUUUUAUGUAGUGAACCUAAGUUGUGAGCAGUUAACUGUCCAUAAUUACUAUGAUGGAAACUAAACAGUUUGACAAGUACUACAGUGUUGUUUGUUUUUUUUUCUUCUGUCCACUUCUUAAAUAAGCAGACAAAAGAAUGUGUAUCAUGUUGGUGGGGAGUUUUUGUAUAGAUGCUUAUGUUUGUUAAUUAUUUAUUAUUUUUACAUGCACUGUGAUCUCUUCAUAUUGUAAUUGCUUCUGACUUACCAUAAAUUGUUUGCCACUUGGCAUGUUCUUGAAAACUGUUGGUACCAUUCCCCCCCCCCCCCCCCCCCCCUGCUAUCUAUAAUUACCAAGCUGCCGUUGUUGACAAGCAUUGUGCAUAUCCAUACCUGUAGUAACAUUUUAAACACCAUAUCUAUCACUUGACCUAUCUAUGAUUACUCUGUUUUUAUCUAUGUUGAUUUGAUGAAGAGGAUGAUUUAUUUUACAAUAUUGCAUUUUUUGUAAUCGUAGCCACAAGUUUGGCUCGCAAAGGGGUGGUGGUUAGGUGAAAUGAUAUCAAAUAAAGGUGGUUGACAAAUAAAAUCA
Messenger RNA from Hypomesus transpacificus, 4782 nucleotides. It is a transcript of the gene tmtc3, whose product is annotated as transmembrane O-mannosyltransferase targeting cadherins 3. The record is from RefSeq and is a predicted model, not a curated record. Lineage: Eukaryota; Metazoa; Chordata; Actinopteri; Osmeriformes; Osmeridae. Gene Ontology annotation, biological process: protein O-linked glycosylation via mannose. Gene Ontology annotation, cellular component: endoplasmic reticulum. The transcript is spliced from 14 exons. The coding region runs from base 95 to 2896 and encodes 933 amino acids. Gene Ontology annotation, molecular function: mannosyltransferase activity; protein binding.